Perognathus longimembris pacificus (Pacific pocket mouse) is the source of this 715-nucleotide messenger RNA. Its product is annotated as protein FAM204A-like. The transcript has a single exon. The coding region runs from base 44 to 715 and encodes 223 amino acids. The record is from RefSeq and is a predicted model, not a curated record. NCBI's taxonomy places the organism in Eukaryota, Metazoa, Chordata, Mammalia, Rodentia, Heteromyidae.
CCUAAGAUGGCGGCCGGGCGGCCGUUUGCCAGUCGAAGAAAGGAUGUGGAGUGGGCUACUGCCUCCUGGCCUAAAUGAAAGUGAUAGUGAGUCCAAUUCUGAAGAUGAAGCCAUACCUGAGAACUCCAAGUUUAACGUACAAGCAGUUAAGGAGGAUGGGACCCGUAGGAAACCAGAUGCCUCAGAGUUCCUGGAAGAUGAGCCAGAAACUGAGCCCGGGGUCCAGGCAAAUGCAUAUGAAGAGUGCCCUUCUGGAAUUCCUAUAAAUAUGUGGAAUAAAUUUCAAGAACUGCAUAAAAAACAUUCUGAACAGAAAAUUUCAGCCUCAAGAUUCAGAGGGAGAAAAAGAAAGCGCUCCAGAAAAGGUAAGUUGAAGAAUGAAAAAGAAUCUCAUAGUGAACAGUUCUCAAAUGAAGCCCAAUGGAAGGAGCUUACUCAGUAUUUCAGAGCCAAUGAUAGAUUUGAACCUCCUGUGAAAAAGAAAAAGGUUGAAAAGUCAGGUCUCGAAAAGAGGAUAGACAAGGCUGUGGAGGAGUGGGAUGUUGAGAAGGCUGAGGACCUCAGCAAUCAGCUAGCUACGCGAGAGCUUGGUGUAAAAAAUGCCAAAGCAAUUGCCUGCCACAAGUUUGUAGAAGCCAAAAAGGAAGCUGAAAAUUCACAGGCUGCUCGAAAGAAGAAGCAGCUGGCAUGGGGAGUUGAAGCAAAGAAGAGAUAG